UUAAUAAUAAUCCAUUCAACUUAACAUUAUAUAGUAGAGCACAAAGAACCCACAUUGCAGCAUAUAUUUCUCCACUUCCUUUAACUACCAUCUCUUUGUACAAAGUAUUAUUAUGUCGUUUUGCCAUUGAACCCUCAAAUUCUGAUCAUCAGUUCUCUGCUUUCUUCACAGACUUGCCCUCCCAGUGUGUGGACUCUGUGUGAUUGUGUCAUGGGAAAUGUAGCACUAUGUGCACCUUCAAUCAUCUCCAGUGGUGUAGUGAAAGUUUUAUUUAGUGAUGGAAGAUUGGUAAUCUACACAAGGCCAGUGAAGGCAGCUGAACUUAUGCUGGAAAACCCUGGUCAAUUUGUCUGUGAUUCUUCCCAUCUAAAGAUCGGUCAUCGAAUUCCAGGACUCUCAGCUGAUGAAGAGCUUGAAGUUAGGCAAAUUUACUAUCUUCUCCCCAUGGAAAUGCUGUAUUCGGUCCUGACAAGUGAAGAAAUGGGCUCUCUGAAUGACAAGUCUUCCAAAGCAUUCAAACAAGGAAGUUUAAGCUUUUCAAAGAUUUUUCCAGUUCUUGGUGAUUUCUGCCUGUUUCCAUUAACUUCAGAAACCAGUAAGAAUUUGGACUCUGCCACAAAUGGUCCAGAGCCAGCGGAAAGGUAUGCAAGACAGAGAUCAUGGAAACCUGCAUUGGAGACCAUCAUUGAAGCGCCAACGCCACCAUAUGCCUAGGCAUUGAUGAUGAGUAUUUUCUUGUUUUUUCUCUCUUUUUUUUUUCCCCUCCUCUUGAAUAUUUUUAACCUUUUAAUAUACUUACUUCUUAAUGCUUAGUUGAUGUGAUGUAAUUAGAGUGUGAAUCUAGGUUAUCCAUGAGUUUAGAUCAAUGUAAUGUACUUCUUUCAUGAAGCACUAUGAUUAUGAGAUCAAUGAUUUUUGCAUAAUAUUGACUGACAAGAAGACAA
This is a messenger RNA of Coffea arabica (coffee), 944 nucleotides long. RefSeq lists its product as uncharacterized. Lineage: Eukaryota; Viridiplantae; Streptophyta; Magnoliopsida; Gentianales; Rubiaceae. The record is from RefSeq and is a predicted model, not a curated record.